Pelodiscus sinensis (Chinese soft-shelled turtle) is the source of this 2846-nucleotide messenger RNA. Lineage: Eukaryota; Metazoa; Chordata; Testudines; Trionychidae. The record is from RefSeq and is a predicted model, not a curated record.
UUUACAUUAUUUUUUCACAGGGGAGCUGAUCACAGCCGCAUAUGAGCUUGGAGUUGCCCAUCCUCCUGGUUACCCUUUGUUCACUCUGCUGGCCAAACUGGUAAUUGGUCUGUUCCCUUUUGGUUCCAUUGCCUACCGAGUAAAUCUUCUUUGUGGCUUAUUGGGAGCAGCUGCAGCAUCCUUGUUUUAUUAUACAGUUUUCAGGGUUUCUAAAUUGACUCAAAUACCAGAAGUCAUCCUCUAUGCUGGAAAGAAAUACUGUGUGAUGCUUGCUAGCCAUUGGCUAUGGAGGAAGUGCAUUCUCUACCUUGCAUCAUGUACAGUAUGGCUUUCUGGCUCAUGUGCUGGAGGAAUCCUUGCUGCGGGGGUGUUUUCAUUUUCUCGUCUAACAUGGCAGUGGUCCAUUGCAGCCGAGGUUUUUAGCUUAAACAAUCUGUUUGUGGGGCUGCUUAUGGCACUUACUGUACAUUUUGAGGAGGCAGCCGCUGCGAAGGAGAGAUCAAAGAUAUCGAAAAUUGGUGCCUUUUGCUGUGGGCUUAGUUUGUGCAAUCAGCACACCAUAGCGCUGUAUGUGUUGUGCAUCGUACCCUGGGUUCUGUUCCAACUUUUCAAACGGAAGGAACUGUCCCUUGGCCAUUUGCUGAAGUUGGGCUUAUGCUUCUUGGCUGGUUUGCUGCCUUAUCUCUAUCUGCCUAUCUCAUCCUACCUAAAUCAAGCACGCUGGACGUGGGGAGACCAGAUGACUUUGCAAGGAUUUUUGACCCACUUUCUCAGGAAAGAAUAUGGGACAUUCAGCCUGGCCAAAUCGGAGACAGGAUCCCAUAUGAGAGAAAUGUUGCUUUUUCAGGUAACGCACAUGAAAACAGAACUUGCCUAUGCUGUCCCGGCCCUUGCGAUCGCGGCGUGUUUAUGUACAGCAGUGCCGGGUAAGCUGGAGAAGUCAUCAGUGAUAUGGUUAUUUACUGGAAUGCUCUGCGUUUAUUCGCUAUUCUUUGCUUGGAGGGCAAAUCUGGAUAUUACAAAACCACUUUUUAUGGGUGUGGUGGAACGGUUUUGGAUGCAGAGCAAUGCAGUGGUUGCUGUCCUAGCGGGGCUAGGACUCGCCUCUCUUAUCUCCCUUGGAAAUACAGUGCUUGAGAACAGUCGUCUGCUGCACUGCAUAGAGUGGCUUGCUGCUGCUGCUCUUGUUUCUAGUCAACUGUAUGCCAGUUACAGCAUUUGUGACCAAAGCAGCAAUGACGUAGUCGAUAAAUUUGCAAGGAACCUUUUGUCCUCCAUGCCAGAGGAUGCAAUAAUCUUGGUCAGAGGAGACCUACCAGGGAAUUCUCUUCGUUACCUUCAUUAUUGUGAGGGAAUGAGGCCUGAUGUUACGUUAGUGGAUCAAGAGAUGAUGACUUAUGCGUGGUAUUUACCAAAGAUGGCUAAACAUUUGCCUGGCGUGUCUUUUCCUGGGAGGCGGUGGAAUCCUGUGGAAGGAAUAUUACCUGAUGGAACACUCACAUUUAAUCUCCAUCAUUUUCUCAAAGUAAAUAAACACAAGGAAGCAUUUGCGUGCAUCGGGCUUAACGAAGGGGACUCAACGUGGAGAAAAAGUUAUUCGCUUUGGCCCUGGGGCUCCUGUGACAAAUUGGUUCCUUCCGAAAUUGUUUUUAACCCAGGAGAGUGGAUUCGUCUUACAAGAAAUAUCUACAACUGGACUGAAGAGUAUGGAAGGUUUGAUCCAACUUCAUGGGAAGCUGUCGCAAAUGAAGAAAUGUGGCAAGCCAGGAUGAAAACCGCCUUCUUUGUCUUCGACCUGGCCGAAACUGCUAGUGUGUCUGCAGAUAUAAAAUCCCAGCUUUAUACAUUUGCAUAUGAUUCAUACAAGGAAAUCAUCAGUUUGCAUAAAAAACACCCGGUCAAUUGGCAUAAAAACUAUGCGAUAGCUUGCGAAAGGAUGCUGCGGCUCCCUAAGGUGGAUGUGGACCCCGAAGUGUUGUUGUCUGAAACAGUAAAACAUUUCCUCCUCUAUACGGAAAAAGCAGAGGACGAUCCACAACGAGCGGAUAUUUUGCAGGCUGUAAAACACCUGAAGGCAGAGCUGCAGGGACUGAGAAAAAUGAAAAGAGAUUUGAAGUGGCGAGUUGUAUAGAACCCUUUUGUGGACCUGCUUUCUGGAGUGUUAAAAGUUCUGAAAUUGGGAGGUAAAAUUGAAUCAGUCCUUAACUACAUCAGAACGUUCUGUAAAGACAACAGUAGUAAUAGCAGAAGGAAAUCAAGUGGUCUCCUGGAUGACAAUGUAGCACUGGUCUGUCUUUUGGUGUUGCCAAAUGAAGAAUUCUGGUACCCAGCAUGAGUUUCACAUUGAUUUGCGUAGAAGAAAAUGUUACCAAAUUAAGCACUAUGGGGAAAUCCAAAAUACCGUGCCUGCAAAUACAUCCAUUGAUUUUAUUGGAUAUGUAUAAUUACUUCAUAAAUAUAUGAAAUUCAUUUCCCAUUAACAAUUCCAUUUGUGGUCGAGUUCUAGCUAUGUAAAAUAUUAUUUUGUACUGUAUUACACACUACUGAGAGGGGGGGGGACUCUAUAAUCAACAGGAGUUUGGGAUAGAAGAUCAUUACCCUUCCUGAGUAAAGCCAUGAUUGAGUUACACAGGUUAUCCAGAAAGUGCUGGUACAACCUUUAUACCUUAUGACACACUAACCCCUCCUGUAGCUGUCAUAGAUAUGUAUUCAAAGUGUUAGAAAUGGUGUUAGCUGAACUACUCUUUCUUUCCUGUAGAGCCGAGCGAGUUGUUUACAAUGAAUCUGUAUCAGGCUCAACGAACCAAUAAAAUUAUCUACAAAUGACCUAAAAUAGCUGUUCUGUA